Sinocyclocheilus rhinocerous is the source of this 1783-nucleotide messenger RNA. RefSeq names its product bone morphogenetic protein 7-like. Gene Ontology annotation, biological process: BMP signaling pathway. Gene Ontology annotation, cellular component: extracellular region. The record is from RefSeq and is a predicted model, not a curated record. Lineage: Eukaryota; Metazoa; Chordata; Actinopteri; Cypriniformes; Cyprinidae. The transcript has 9 exons. Gene Ontology annotation, molecular function: growth factor activity; cytokine activity. Bases 275 to 1783 code for a protein of 502 amino acids.
UUUAUGCAGCUCCGCUUCGCUCCUCCUUCCUCCUCAAGUUUGCCAUCUGUACUCGGAAUCUCAGUGCGUCUACAGGUUGAGCGCUCUAGAAACGCAAAGGGUUGGUUUAAAACAAACGCAACAGGUUAUAAGUGCGUUAAUGAAUCCGAGAGCGUUCUCGAGAGGGCGAAAUGUGGGAACAAAAUAACUAAUUAUACCAGCGAUAACGUUUCAGUCAUCACUUAUUUGGAUUGGCUCAUUUAUAUUUGUGUGAAACUCUGCGCGAAAGUUCAUCAUGGUUUCGUUGCUGGAUUUAUGCGCUCUUGUUCUAUUGCUCGUUUGGGGAUAUUGCGUCCUGGCAGACACGGGCUUUACAAACUUUACUCUGGACAACGAGGUCCACUCUAGUUUCAUCCACCGGCGCUUGAAGAGCCAGGAGCGCCGGGAGAUGCAGCGGGAGAUCCUUUCAAUCCUCGGGUUACCGCACCGGCCGCGGCCGCACCUCCACGGCAAGCACAACGCCGCGCCGAUGUUCAUGCUGGAUCUGUACAAUGCCAUGUCCACUGAGGCAGACGAGGAGGGCUUCUCGUACCCCUACAAGCCCGUUUUCACCACUCAGGGACCGCCGAUCGCGACCCUUCAGGACAACAACUUUCUGAACGACGCGGACAUGGUCAUGAGUUUUGUUAAUCUAGUUGAACACGAUAAGGAGUUUUUGCCCAUGAGGCGCCAUCACAGAGAAUUCCGAUUUGACCUGUCCAAGAUUCCGGAGGGUGAAGCGGUGACUGCUGCAGAGUUCCGCAUCUACAAGGACUUCAUUCCAGAGCGCUUUGACAAUGAGACCUUCCGCAUCAGUGUCUACCAGGUGCUGGAAGAACAUUCGGACAGGGAUUCAGAUUUGUUCCUGUUGGACUCGCGGGUGAUCUGGGCAGCAGAAGAGGGUUGGCUGGUGUUCGACAUCACAGCCACCAGUAACCACUGGGUGCUGAACCCGGGCAGGAAUCUGGGCCUGCAGCUGGCUCUGGAAAGUUUGAAUGGUCAGAGCGUGAACCCAUGGGUGGCGGGGCUGGUGGGCCGCAGUGGCCCCCAGAGCAAACAACCCUUCAUGGUGGCCUUCUUCAAAGCCACAGAGGUCCACAUCCGCAGCAUCCGCUCCGCACAGGGCGGCAACAAGCAGCGCAAUCCCAACCGCUCCAAAACCGCCAAGGGCCAGGAGGCACUGCGUGUAGCCAAUAUCGCAGAGAACAGCAGUGCGGAUCAGAAGCAGGCCUGUAAGAAACAUGAGUUGUAUGUUAGUUUUCGAGACCUUGGAUGGCAGGAUUGGAUUAUAGCUCCUGAAGGAUACGCUGCAUAUUACUGUAUGGGAGAAUGUGCCUUUCCUCUCAAUUCCUACAUGAACGCCACAAACCAUGCCAUCGUACAGACAUUGUCUCUCUCCUCCGCAGGCAUCAGCACGAGUCGUGUAGUAUCAGACUGGAUGAUGCAGGACUGUCUGCUCAGGACGCGCAUGAUCCCAGUGAGGGAUGAGGAGGCAGAGUCUCAGAGGAAGGCCAAAUCACGGCAGGCCAGACAGACUCGACGGGCUACACAGGGAGUUACCCUCUCAGAGCUGAUGGAGGCAAAGAGAACCUUCAGCCCGUCAAAGCUGAAUCUGCACACAGGUGAGGCGUGUAGGUCCGCAGAGGGACUGUGUCUUCAGAGAAGAGUCCUUGAGGACCCGACAGAAAGCAACCUGUCUCGGAGGCAGGAACAGCAGGCUGAGAAACAUGAAUGUGACCACCUGGAUGAGGUGAACUUAAGAUAG